GGAAAGAUGACCGGAAGCGAGAAGGCCCAGCACGGAAGUGCGAAACCGUCCCGGGGCGACGGCAAGAAGCAUAUCGUUCACUGGUUCCGCAAAGGACUCAGACUCCACGACAACCCGGCCCUUCGGGAGGGUCUUACAGGUGCCACGACCUUCCGGUGCGUGUUCGUUCUCGACCCGUGGUUCGCCGGCAGCACCAACGUCGGCAUUAACAAGUGGCGGUUUCUGCUGCAGUGUCUCGAGGACCUCGACCGGUCUUUGUGGAAGCUAAACUCCCGGCUCUUCGUUAUUCGCGGACAACCGGCCGACGCGUUACCGAAGCUCUUUAAAGAAUGGGGCACCACGGAUCUCACCUUCGAAGAGGAUCCCGAGCCCUUCGGACGGGUUCGCGACCAGAACAUAACGACGCUCUGCGAGGAAAUGGGCAUAUCCGUAGUGCAGAGGGUGUCCCACACGCUCUACAAACUGGACAGUAUCAUCGAGAAGAACGGGGGAAAGGCGCCCCUGACUUAUCACCAGUUCCAGAACGUCGUAGCUGCGAUGGACCCCCCUUCACCCCCCGAGGCUUCGGUAACUCCCGAAUUCACAACUGGAGCUUACACGCCCGUCAGGGUGGAUCACAACGACGUGUACGGUGUGCCCACUCUGGAGGAGCUAGGCUUCGAGACCGAGAAUUUGCGGCCUCCUGUCUGGAUCGGCGGCGAGUCCGAAGCCCUGGUGAGACUCGAACGUCACCUCGCGCGUAAAUAUUGGGUAGCAAGCUUCGGGCGUCCCAAAAUGACGCCGCAGUCGCUUCUCGCGAGUCAGACAGGCCUCUCACCUUAUCUCCGUUUCGGCUGUCUCAGUACCAGACUUUUCUUCUACCAGCUGACGGACUUGUACAAAAAGAUUAAAAAAGCCGUGCCGCCAUUGUCACUUCACGGGCAGCUGCUUUGGCGAGAAUUUUUUUACUGCGCCGCCACGCGGAAUCCUAACUUCGACAGGAUGCAGGGUAACCCGAUUUGCGUUCAGAUACCGUGGGACAAGAAUGCCGAGGCGCUUGCCAAGUGGGCGAACGGUCAAACAGGGUUUCCCUGGAUCGAUGCAAUUAUGACUCAGCUGCGAGAGGAAGGCUGGAUUCAUCAUCUGACGAGGCAUGCAGUCGCCUGUUUCCUAACCAGGGGGGAUCUCUGGUUAUCCUGGGAGGAGGGGAUGAAGGUGUUCGACGAACUUCUCCUGGAUGCCGACUGGUCCGUGAACGCCGGUAUGUGGAUGUGGCUCUCCUGCAGUUCGUUUUUCCAACAAUUCUUCCACUGCUACUGCCCAGUCCGGUUCGGCCGUAAAGCCGACCCCAACGGCGACUACAUAAGGCGCUAUGUGCCAGCCUUGAAGAACUUUCCGGCAAAGUACAUACACGAGCCGUGGAACGCGCCGCAGAGCAUCCAGCAGGCGGCCAAAUGCAUAAUUGGAAAGGACUAUUCACUGCCGAUGGUCGACCACGGAAAGAGUUCCCGGAUAAAUAUCGAGCGUAUGACGCAGGUCUACCAGCAGCUCAACAAGUACAGGGGAAAUGGGUCCUCAGGCACGAGGGGAGACAAAAUAGAAGGACUGUUAAACGGUGCGCCAGCGGCAGCCACGCUCCUCCAGUGUGAAGACGAUGAGAAAAACAAGCAUCAGACGACGAGUAACCCAUCCCUGAGUCCUGCUAGACAUCGGAAAAUCACUGGUAGCACCUUAUCCAUGGUCACCCUUCGCCAGCCGGACCAGACCGCUGAAUUCCCAUCCGCUGGAAAUGACUGAUCAUCGCCUCUUCCUUCUUACGGGGAUUCUGUUGAGUCGUGUACAUAAACAGACAUACUAUGUAUGUAAAUAAUACUAUAAGUAUACAUAUAGUAAUGUACAUUAUAAUUGUUGCUUCGCCGGGUGAUGAUGCAUCAGAUCGACAUUGGCAAAGAAUUUGCUGUUCAAAGUCGAAUCAGCUCGAGAUUCUUAAUCACCUUAGAGAGAUCGAUUUCGCGACGGAAAUAAAAAUGUCACUGUCGAGAAAAUUUCUUAAAAUUAACAACUGGAAUGAAAGGUUUACAUCAAAAUAGCC
Diprion similis is the source of this 2071-nucleotide messenger RNA. It is a transcript of the gene Cry2, whose product is annotated as cryptochrome-1-like. Gene Ontology annotation, cellular component: cytoplasm; nucleus. The record is from RefSeq and is a predicted model, not a curated record. Gene Ontology annotation, molecular function: FAD binding; DNA binding. The transcript has 10 exons. The coding region runs from base 7 to 1776 and encodes 589 amino acids. Gene Ontology annotation, biological process: entrainment of circadian clock by photoperiod; circadian regulation of gene expression; negative regulation of DNA-templated transcription. Lineage: Eukaryota; Metazoa; Arthropoda; Insecta; Hymenoptera; Diprionidae.